Molecule: messenger RNA, 2479 nt
Organism: Thermothelomyces thermophilus ATCC 42464
Lineage: Eukaryota; Fungi; Ascomycota; Sordariomycetes; Sordariales; Chaetomiaceae
Exons: 2
Coding region: 518-2353 (611 amino acids)
Biological process (GO): phosphatidylinositol dephosphorylation
Molecular function (GO): phosphatidylinositol-4,5-bisphosphate 5-phosphatase activity
Source: RefSeq, a predicted model, not a curated record
AGCCUCCCAUGACGCAUAGGAAAAGUCGGUGUCUGGGGGCUGUACAGACGUUUAGACAAACAGGCGGGCGGUCCGGGCGACCUCUUUGGUAGGCAUCAACAGGCAGGAGUUGUAUAAAAUGACAGCGGCUGCCCGUGAGUGGGCCAAGAGAUUGACGGAAGCUCCUUACUACGGACCGUACACUUAACUAAUCCGUACAUUUAGCAACUAGAGGUUGUCCGGCCAGUCGCUCUGUCACCGCCUGCCUAGUUAUUUUUUCUCUGCAUUCAGCCUCUGCCGCCCCUUCCCCCGCGUUGCGUUAGCACGAGGACCCCUGCCGGGAAACUGACUUUUGGGGGAAACCGGGUCAUUUCCAGUCUUGGACACGUACAAGUAAGUACUGGACGGAUUACAUACAUAAUUAUACGGAUUACAUACGGAGUUAAUCCCAGUCACCAUUCGACUACCACACUUACAACACAUGUCGAUGGGUCUCGUGACCGGGUCGCCCAAGAGGUCCACAACCGCUGCUGUAGCCAUGGCGCCGUCCACGCUCGACCUCUUUAUCCUCACCUUCAACUGCGCCAAGAAUCUGAUCAACCCGCCCGUCUUUGCCGCGCAUCUCCAUGGCGCGCUGUCGCAGAACGCGACGGGUCUGCCAGACCUGGUUGUCUUCUCUCUCCAGGAGGUAGCACCGCUCUCGUACGCCUUCGCCGGCUCCUACUUUCUGAAUCCCUACUACGCCCGCUUCGGGGAAGCGCUCAACCUCGCAUCGGCGAAACUGCUCGCAGCAACAACAACAACAACGACGACGACGACACCAACAACACCAACAAGAGCAACAAGAGCAACAAGAGCAACAACCACCGACGACCGCGACGAGGAUGCGAGGCCCAGCUCACCGCCGCCAUACACGCUCGUACGUGCCAAGAACGUCGGGAUGACGGCCAUCCUGCUGUACGCGCGCGACCCGGCCUCGAUACAGAAGUUGGAAGAGGCGGAGUGCGGCUUCGGCGCGGCAGAUAUGGGUAACAAGGGCGCCGUCGGGCUAAGGGUGACGUGGAACGGGCGGCAGCAGCAGGACGAACAGCAAGACGAGCAGCACGAGCGGGGCAGCACGACGACGACGACGACAACCACGACGACUACGGAGCUCACCUUUGUGGCCGCCCACCUCGCGGCCAUGGAAUGGAACCUCAAGAAGCGCAACGCCAACUGGCGCAGCAUCGUCGCCGGCCUGACCUUUGCCAACCCGCGGUCCAUCCUCCCGGACGUCUUCCCGCCCAGCCGCGCCGGCCCGAACCCGGACCGCUCCGGCGCCGGCGACAUCGCACCGCUCCGCCUACCCACGGGCGACAGCCCCGAUCCCAGCGAAGAGGAGCCCGAGGAAGGUGAGGAGGAAGGAGGAGGAGGAGCAGAAGGAGCAGAAGGGACAGAUACCCGCCCGCUCCUCCCCCACGACCCGUCGCGCGACCCGGCCACCCUCGCGGCCCUGCAGCAGAUCUCCAUCUACAAGCCGUCGUCGCACCUCUUCGUCGCCGGGGACCUCAACUACCGCAUCGCCUCCACCACCCCGCCGCCCCUCGCCGCCUUCCCCUCCUUCGACCCGGCCUCGGAGCACCACUUCGCCGCCUUCCUCCCGCGCGACCAGCUCACCCGCGAGCGCCUCGCCGGCCGCACCCUGCACGGCCUGUCCGAGGCCCCCAUCGCGUUCGGGCCGACCUAUAAGUUCGACGUCCUCCCCCCCGACGAGAACGACGAGGCGGGCGGCGGCGGCGGCGGCGGAGAAGUCACGGGGCCGGGAGAGGUGCGCUGGCGGUUCGCGCCCCACCGCUGGCCCGGGUGGUGCGACCGCGUGCUGUACCUGGACGUGCCGCGGCGGCCAGCAACCCCCGGCAGUGGCGGCGGUGGCAGCGAUGGCGGCGGCGACGAGGUGGAGAAUCGAGAGCAGCCGAAGAAGCAGCAGCAGCAGCAGCAGCAGCAGCAGCAGACAGGGGUCGAGGUGCGCGCGUACGACGCGCUCCCCGUGAUGGAGACGAGCGACCACCGCGCCGUCUACUUCCGCGCCAGCGUGCCCGUGCUCGGGGAGGACGAGAUGAGGUCCCGCCUGGACGCUGCUGCUGCUGCUGCCUCUUACUCGUCCUCGUCCUCCUCCUCCGCGGCCGCAGCGGUGUUGACUGCGGUAGAUCCCCGGCUGAAGAUGCCCGUGCCGGUGGACGUGCACGCGUGGGAGAGGCGGGCGGCCGCGAGGAGGAAGGAGAUGGUUGUCGGCUGGACGGGUCUCCUGUGGAGCACGCGCGAGGGCGCCGUCGCGCUGGCUACGGUGCUGGCGCUCGGGGUCGGCAGUUGGUGGCUGACGCGGGUGUGGUGGUGAGAUGGUGACGGCGCACUCAAGACGAGACAGAAUUGGGUGUGUGUGUGUGUGUGUGUGUGUGUGUGAGGGGGGGGGGGACACCGAGUGCGCGAAUCGGAUGGACGGAUAAACAUGGUUACGGCAGCA